AUGACUUCCGCGUUGGACAGUGAAAUCGUCAGUAUUGACAUUUGUGUAUCCCGACUUAUCUCACCACCUACUCCAACUACUGCCCGCUACAUCCCGACUUAUCCCACCAUUGACUCCAACUACUGCCCGCUACAUCCAGACUUAUCUCACCACCUACUCCAACUACUGCCCGCUACAUCCAGACUUAUCCCACCAUUGACUCAAACUACUGCCCGCUUCAUCCCGACUUAUCCCACCAUUGACUCCAACUACUGCCCGCUACAUCCCGACUUAUCCCACCACCCACUUCAACUACUGCCCGCUACAUCCCGACUUAUCCCACCACCAACUCCAACUAUUGCCCGCUACACCCCGACUUAUCCCACCACCCACUCCAACUACUGCCCGCUACAUCCUGACUUAUCCCACCAUCCACUCCAACUACUGCCCGCUACAUCCCGACUUAUCCCACCAUCCACUCCAACUACUGCCCGCUACAUCCCGACUUAUCCCAACACCCACUUCAACUACUGCCCGCUACAUCCCGACUUAACCCACCACCCACUUCAACUACUGCCCGCUACAUCCCGACUUAUCCCACCACCCACUUCAACUACUGCCCGCUACAUCCCGACUUAUCCCACCAUCCACUCCAACUAUUGCCCGCUACAUCCCGACUUAUCCCACCACCAACUCCAACUAUUGCCCGCUACAUCCCGACUUAUCCCACCACCCACUUCAACUACUGCCCGCUACAUCCCGACUUAUCCCACCACCAACUCCAACUAUUGCCCGCUACAUCCCGACUUAUCCCACCACCCACUUCAACUACUGCCCGCUACAUCCCGACUUAUCCCACCACCAACUCCAACUAUUGCCCGCUACAUCCCGACUUAUCCCACCACCCACUCCAACUACUGCCCGCUACGUCCUGACUUAUCCCACCAUCCACUCCAACUACUGCCCGCUACAUCCCGACUUAUCCCACCAUCCACUCCAACUACUGCCCGCUACAUCCCGACUUAUCCCACCACCCACUUCAACUACUGCCCGCUACAUCCCGACUUAACCCACCACCCACUUCAACUACUGCCCGCUACAUCCCGACUUAUCCCACCACCCACUUCAACUACUGCCCGCUACAUCCCGACUUAUCCCACCAUCCACUCCAACUAUUGCCCGCUACAUCCCGACUUAUCCCACCACCAACUCCAACUAUUGCCCGCUACAUCCCGACUUAUCCCACCACCCACUCCAACUACUGCCCGCUACAUCCUGACUUAUCCCACCAUCCACUCCAACUACUGCCCGCUACAUCCCGACUUAUCCCACCACCCACUUCAACUACUGCCCGCUACAUCCCGACUUAUCCCACCACCCACUUCAACUACUGCCCGCUACAUCCCGACUUAUCCCAACACCCACUUCAACUACUGCCCGCUACAUCCCGACUUAUCCCACCACUCACUCCAACUACUGCCCGCUACAUCCCGACCUAUCCCACCACCCACUUCAACUACUGCCCGCUACAUCCCGACCUAUCCCACCAUCCACUUCAACUACUGCCCGCUACAUCCCGACUUAUCCCACCACCCACUUCAACUACUGCCCGCUACAUCCCGACCUAUCCCACCAUCCACUUCAACUAUUGCCCGCUACAUCCCGACUUAUCCCACCAUCCACUCCACAACCUAG
Haliotis rufescens (red abalone) is the source of this 1674-nucleotide messenger RNA. RefSeq names its product mucin-2-like. The transcript has 2 exons. The record is from RefSeq and is a predicted model, not a curated record. Bases 1 to 1674 code for a protein of 557 amino acids. NCBI's taxonomy places the organism in Eukaryota, Metazoa, Mollusca, Gastropoda, Lepetellida, Haliotidae.